AAGACGACACUCAAACCUCAAAAGCGAUUCCCUUUUCCUUUUCGUUUUCGUUCGUUGGGUUCGAGCUCAGUAAAAAGCUCAGAGCACCGAGUUAGGGUUUCCAAAUUGAACAAAUUGGUUCCGCAGCUGAAUUAAUUGUUCGAAUCACCGAACCAGAUAGAUAGAUAAACAAUUACACCAUCCAUUUACUGUCAAAUGUCGAUAUCUAAAUAUUCGAGAAAUUCACUGCUUCAUUGUUUGUUUCGCCUGCUGAGCAUCACCAUCCCCUUGAUAAAUCAUGCAGAAUUCUUCUGUUGCUGUCUCUUACUAUUUUUACAAUAUAAUGACCCCUUAAUUGAAAAUCAUUGACUUUGCAAGUCCUCGAAUCCAUACCUCAUGGCACAGAUUCUUUCGAAAUUCUUACCCUGCAACUUCGUUUGGCCUCUCAUGUUGUUUCCACCUUUCCAUAUCUGUAUUCUUUCUUCUGGGCCUCUGUGCUUUCUUCACAGUUGCCUUGCAAGCUUUUCUUUCUAGAUAUAUAAGAUGCCGAAAACAAGGACAAAUGUUUCUGGGGAUGCAUCUGAAAGGCUUGUAGAAUCUGACGAGCGGGUGGAUCUGGAGGGAGACAAUGAUCCCGAGGAAACAAUAGAAGAGGAGGUUGAGUAUGAAGAAGUAGAGGAGGAGGAGGAAGUCGAGGUGGAAGAAGAGGAGGAAGAGGAAGAAGAAGAUCCUGAAGAGGAGGGUGAGGAAGAGGAUGACAACAAGCGACCUGCUACAAAAUCUAAUGCACAGAAAAGCUCAGAUGGUGAUGAAGAGAUGAUUGUUGCUGAUGCGGAGGACGAGGAGGAGAAAAGGAAGCAUGUUGAGCUUCUUGCUCGUCCUCCGCAUGGGUCAGAGGUGUAUCUUGGUGGCAUUCCUCAUGAUGCAUCCGAAGUGGAUUUGAGGGGAUUUUGUGAAUCUAUUGGGGAAGUGACUGAGGUUAGAAUAAUGAAGGGAAAAGAUUCUGGUGAGGCCAAAGGCUAUGCUUUUGUAACCUUCAGAAACAAAGAAUUGGCCUCUAAGGCAAUUGAGGAACUGAAUAAUUCGGAGUUAAAGGGAAAAAGGAUUAAAUGUUCGACAUCUCAAGCAAAGCAUCGGUUGUUCAUCGGAAAUGUUCCAAGAAGUUGGGGAGAGGAAGAUAUGAAGAAGGCUGUAACAGAUAUUGGACCAGGAGUCAUUUCUGUGGAAUUGUUGAAGGACCCACAGAACUCCAGCCGAAAUCGGGGAUUUGCGUUCAUCGAGUAUUAUAAUCAUGCCUGUGCAGAAUACUCAAGACAAAAGAUGUCAACCCCAAAAUUUAAGCUUGACACCAAUGCUCCAACUGUUAGCUGGGCUGAUCCUAGAAAUACAGAAUCCUCUGCUGCUUCUCAGGUUAGGGCAGUGUAUGUCAAGAAUUUACCAAAAGACAUUACUCAGGAUCAGCUGAAGGAUCUGUUUGAACAUCAUGGAAAGAUCACAAAGGUGGUUCUCCCACCUGCAAAAGCGGGACAGGAAAAGAGCAGAUUUGGUUUUGUGCACUUUGCGGAAAGGGCAUGUGCCAUGAAGGCAUUGAAGAACACUGAAAAAUAUGAAAUUGAUGGUCAAGUUUUGGAGUGUUCUCUUGCAAAACCACAAUCAGAUCAGAAGUCUUCUGGAUCAUCAACUCAACAACGGUCAGCCUUACUUCCGACCUACCCACCACGUUUUGGUUAUGGCAUGGUAGGGGGUAGUCCUUAUGGUGGUGGCUUAGGUGCUGGAUAUGGUGGUCCGGGAAUUGCGCAACCACUGAUAUACGGUAGGGGACCAACUCCUGCUGGCAUGGCAAUGAUGCCUAUGCUUUUACCUGACGGAAGGAUUGGAUAUGUCCUGCAACAGCCGGGAGUACAACCACAGAUGCCUCCACUGCAAUCCCGAGGUGGAAGAAGUGGUGGUGGUGGCAGCUCAAGUGGUGGAAGGCAAAGCGGUGAGAGCAGUCGUGGCCGCAUUCGCUACAACCCGUAUUAAUUUGUGAGUUCUGGCUCUUGUUUCGAGAAAACGGAACGAAGAUGGCAUCUUGGAUUGACAAUCAGUACUUUGGGCGUAUGAAGGAGUGCACACAUUUGUGGUUGUGCAGUUGGUUUUAAGUUACAAAAUCAAAUGUAGUUUGAUUCAUGCCGAUGCCCGUGUAGUAUGCUUAAACUAAAACAAGGUUUAGUUAAACUAUGAAUUUUGUGCCGUUGAAUUU
Malus domestica (apple) is the source of this 2221-nucleotide messenger RNA. Its product is annotated as heterogeneous nuclear ribonucleoprotein Q-like. The record is from RefSeq and is a predicted model, not a curated record. Gene Ontology annotation, cellular component: nucleus. Gene Ontology annotation, molecular function: mRNA binding. Lineage: Eukaryota; Viridiplantae; Streptophyta; Magnoliopsida; Rosales; Rosaceae.